CCAUUCACACGCAGGGAGCCGUCGGAGAGAGAGCACCGCCACUGCGUGACCAGCGUGGAAAUGUGCCCAAGUUUUGGAAUUUAAAACCACGGCGGGGAUAUCCACCCUAAGGAUCACUUGAAUCUGGCUCCCACCUUGUGCCUCUGUGGAUGAUGUUCCUGAUGACUGCCCACAACGCUGAAAACAGGACAGCGGAUCAAUAGGAGUUUUAUUUCCCCUUCCCCAAUCCCUCUCUCCCUGAAGCUGUCCUUCCUUAAGUUCUGAUAUUAAAGCAAAAUAGAAUAAUCCUGACUUAGAAAUAGGGUACUGGAGCUUGUACUCCUUCUGUGCCUCUCUUUCUCCUUCCCCAUCCCCCAAAGCCUUGCCUCUAGACAGCCCAGACAUGUAUCCCCUCGCUCGGUCAGUGGCUUCCCCUGGCCAGAGGAACUUGUUACUCCUCUUGGGGUUUUUACUCAUCAUGAGCUCAUCCACCUCUGAAGGCCAACCCCCACCCUUCAAACGGUUUGCCCCUGCUGAGUGUUUGCUCACACAUCUGGCAAUCCACAACAAGACUGGAGAAGUGUAUGUGGGAGCUGUCAACUGGAUUUUCAAGCUGUCUAGCAACCUGACUAAACUCCGAAACCACAUGACUGGUCCAGUGGUGGACAAUGAGAAAUGCUACCCUCCGCCAAGUGUCCAAUCCUGCCCUCAUGACCUGGCUCAGACCCCCAAUGUGAACAAGCUUCUCCUUAUAGACUACGCACAGAACCGUCUCAUUGCCUGUGGCAGCACCUCACAAGGCAUCUGCCAGUUCUUGCGUUUGGAUGACCUCUUUAAGCUUGGUGAGCCUCAUCACCGCAAGGAGCACUACCUCUCCAGUGUGGCAGAGUCGGGUACUAUGUCAGGAGUGAUCAUAAGCUCCCCACACAGUCCUACCAGCAAGCUAUUCAUUGGAACCCCUAUUGAUGGCAAGUCUGAGUACUUCCCCACACUGUCCAGCCGCAAACUGAUGGAGAAUGAAGAAAAUGCAGACAUGUUUAGCUUCGUCUAUCAGGAUGAGUUUGUCUCAUCUCAGCUAAAGAUCCCUUCAGACACACUAUCAAAAUUCCCUGCUUUCGAUAUCUAUUAUGUUUACAGCUUCAGCAGCGAACAGUUUGUCUAUUAUCUAACAAUGCAGCUUGACACUCAGUUGACUUCACCUGACGCCAGUGGAGAGCAGUUCUUCACCUCUAAAAUUGUCCGCCUCUGCGUGGAUGACCCAAAGUUUUACUCCUAUGUUGAGUUCCCCAUCGGCUGCACUAAAGAUGGGAUAGAGUACCGUCUGGUGCAGGAUGCCUUUUUGGCUCGGCCGGGCCGGCAACUGGCCAACUCUCUGGGGAUUUCCGAGAAUGAAGAUAUCCUCUUCACGGUAUUCUCCCAAGGUCAGAAGAAUCGGGCAAAACCACCCAGAGAGUCAGCAUUGUGCCUGUUCACCCUGAGGAGGAUAAAGGAGAAGAUCAAAGAAAGGAUUCAGUCCUGCUACAGGGGAGAUGGGAAACUCUCCUUACCCUGGCUGCUUAACAAGGAGCUCGCCUGCAUCAACUCACCUUUGCAGAUAGAUGACAACUUCUGUGGCCAGGACUUCAACCAGCCUUUGGGGGGAACCAGCACCAUAGAGGGCACCCCUCUCUUCAUUGACAAGGAAGAUGGCAUGACUUCGGUGGCAGCGUACGACUACCGCAGCAACACUGUGGCGUUUGUCGGCACACGCAAUGGAAAGCUGAAGAAGAUACUGGUGAACUCUGUGAGCCCCAAUCGUCCAGCAGUGCUGUAUGAGAAGGUGACUGUAAGCGAGGGAGGAAGUCCCCUAUUGAGAGACAUGCUGUUCAGCCCGGACCAGCAGUACAUCUACACCCUGACGGACAGACAGGUGGUGAGGGUUCCAGUGGAGAGCUGCGAACAGUACACUACUUGCGGGGAGUGUUUGGGCUCCAGAGACCCUCACUGUGGUUGGUGUGUUCUCCACAAUGUAUGUUCUCGAAAGGACCACUGUGAACGAGCAGGAGAGCCUCAGAGGUUUGCCUCUGACCAGAAACAGUGUGUAGAGCUGACUGUUCAGCCAAGAAAUAUCUCUGUCACCAUGUCUGAAGUUCAGCUGGUCCUUCAGGCUCGUAAUGUACCCGAUCUGUCAGCGGGGGUCAACUGCUCCUUUGAGGACUAUGUGGAGACAGAGGGACGGAUCCAGGGUGGACACAUCUUUUGCCUGUCUCCUUCUGCCAAGGACAUUGCCCCAAUCACUAGGAACAAAGGUGACAAGCGUGUGGUGAAGCUCCACCUCAAGUCCAAGGAGACAGGCAAGAAGUUUGCAAGCGUCAACUUUGUCUUCUACAACUGCAGCGUCCAUCAGUCCUGCCUCUCCUGUGUAAAUGGCUCCUUCCCAUGCCACUGGUGCAAGUACCGUCACAUGUGCACUCAGAAUGCCAACGACUGCUCUUUCCAGGAGGGACGUGUCAACAAUUCUGAGGAUUGCCCUCAGAUUCUGCCUUCAACACAGAUUUACAUUCCAGUCGGCGUGACCAAGCCAAUCACCUUAGCGGCCAAGAACUUGCCCCAGCCCCAGUCUGGACAGAGGAACUAUGAGUGUGUCUUCCACAUCCAGGGGGAGACCUACAACGUUCCUGCACUGCGCUUCAACAGCACCUCCAUUCAGUGCCAGAAAACAGCGUAUACUUAUGAGGGCAAUGACAUCAGCGACCUGCCAGUGGAUCUGUCUGUUGUGUGGAACGGGAAUUUCGUCAUCGACAACCCUCAUAACAUUAAAGCUCACCUGUAUAAAUGCUAUGCACUGAGAGACAGCUGUGGGAUGUGCUUGAAGGCAAACCCCCGGUUUGAGUGCGGCUGGUGCGUAGGAGAAAAGAAGUGCUCGCUGAGACAGGAGUGCACUCCUCCAGAGAGCACUUGGAUGCAUGCCACAACCGGAAACAGCCGCUGUGCACACCCCAAGAUCUACAAGCUCUAUCCAGAGACCGGACCCAGGCAGGGAGGAACCAUGUUAACCAUCUCUGGUGAGAACUUGGGCUUGCAAUUCAAAGAUAUCCAGAAUGGAGUUCGCAUCGGGAAGGUGAUGUGCAACCCUCAGGAGGACCAGUACAUCAGCGCUGAGCAGAUUGUGUGCCAGUUAAAUGAUGCAACAGGUUACAGAGUGCAGGAGGCUCAGGUGGAGGUGUGUGUGAGGGACUGCUUUCACUCCGACUACAAAACACUGUCAACCAAAGCUUUCACUUUUGUGUCUCCAUAUUUUACCCGUGUCCACCCCUCGGCUGGACCUUUAUCUGGAGGAACAAGGAUCACCAUUGAAGGCAGUCAUCUCAACGCAGGCAGUGCUGUAUCUGUGAAAAUUGGACUUCACUUGUGCCACUUUGAGAGGCGCAGUGGAAGGGAGAUUGUGUGUGUGACCCCAGCUGGCCAGGCUCCAGGGCCCACACCAGUCAUGGUGGACAUUAACUCUGCUGAACUGAGGAACCCAGAGGUCAAGUUUAGCUACACAGACGAUCCCACCAUCCUCAAGAUUGAACCUGACUGGAGCAUCGCCAGUGGAGGAACCCUGUUGACUAUUACUGGAACCAAUCUGGCAACCAUCAGAGAGCCCAAAAUGAGAGCCAAGUAUGGAGCUGCACAAUCCCAAAACAACUGCACAGUUCUCAACAACACCGUGAUGGUGUGUCUGGCGCCCUCUGUGGCUGGAUCUGAUAAAAGCUUCUCUGAGGCAGGCAGCAGUCCCGAUGAGAUUGGCUUUGUCAUGGAUGACGUGCGCUCUGUGCUGGUGGUAAACAUGACUUUCAGCUACCACCCGGACCCUGUGUUUGAAGCUCUGAGCCCCACAGGCAUGCUGGAGCUGAAACCCAGCUCACCACUCAUACUUAAGGGUCGUAACCUAAUUCCUGCAGCUCCGGGAAAUGCUAAACUGAACUACACGGUGCUGAUCGGGGAGACACCUUGUGUUCUCACCCUGUCCGAGAGCCAGCUGCUUUGUGAGUGGCCAAACCUGACCGGAGAGCACAAAGUCACAGUGCGUGUUGGAGGCUUUGAAUACUCACCAGGGACUCUGCAGAUCUACUCUGACAGCCUGCUCACCCUGCCUGCCAUCAUUGGUAUUGGAGGAGGUGGUGGUCUGCUUCUGCUUGUCAUCAUUGCGGUGCUGAUUGCUUAUAAGAGGAAGUCACGGGACGCCGACCGCACCCUCAAACGGUUGCAGCUGCAGAUGGACAACCUGGAGUCCAGGGUGGCUCUUGAGUGCAAGGAAGCCUUUGCAGAGCUGCAGACCGACAUCCACGAACUGACACAGGAGUUAGACGGAGCAGGAAUUCCCUUCCUGGACUACCGCACUUACGCCAUGAGAGUCCUCUUUCCUGGGAUUGAGGACCAUCCUGUACUCAAGGAGAUGGAGGUACGGGUUCCAGCAAAUGUGGAAAAAGCCCUGACAUUGUUUGGCCAGCUACUGACCAAAAAGCACUUCCUGCUGACUUUCAUUCGCACGCUGGAAGCCCAGCGGUCCUUCUCCAUGCGAGACCGGGGUAACGUGGCCUCCCUCAUCAUGACAGCACUGCAGGGGGAGAUGGAGUACGCCACAGGCGUCCUCAAACAGCUCCUGUCUGACCUCAUCGACAAAAACCUGGAGAGCAAGAACCACCCGAAGCUUUUGCUCAGAAGGACGGAGUCAGUCGCUGAGAAGAUGCUCACCAACUGGUUCACCUUCCUGCUUUACAAGUUCCUGAAGGAAUGUGCUGGUGAGCCUCUCUUCAUGCUGUACUGUGCCAUGAAGCAGCAAAUGGAAAAGGGGCCGAUAGAUGCAAUUACAGGAGAAGCCCGCUAUUCCCUCAGCGAGGAUAAACUCAUCAGACAACAAAUCGACUACAAGACUUUGACGCUGCACUGUGUGAACCCAGAGAAUGAAAAUGCUCCAGAGGUGACAGUGAAGAGCCUGAACUGUGACACAGUGACGCAGGUGAAGGAGAAGCUGCUGGAUGCUGUGUACAAAGGGACACCAUACUCCCAGAGACCAAAGGCCUCAGAUAUGGACCUGGAGUGGCGUCAGGGCAGGAUGGCGCGCAUCAUCCUUCAGGACGAGGAUGUCACCACAAAGAUUGAUAAUGACUGGAAGAGGCUCAACACCCUGGCUCAUUACCAGGUGACAGAUGGCUCAGUGAUUGCUCUGGUGCCUAAACAGAACUCAGCCUACAACAUCUCCAACUCCUCCACAUUCACCAAGUCCCUCAGCAGAUACGGUACGAAAGAAGAGAGCAUGCUGAGGACAGCCAGUAGUCCAGACAGCUUGCGCUCCCGAACACCCAUGAUCACUCCUGACCUCGAGAGCGGCACCAAGCUGUGGCAUCUGGUGAAGAAUCACGACCACUCAGACCAGAGAGAGGGGGAUAGAGGGAGCAAGAUGGUCUCUGAGAUCUACCUGACCAGACUGCUGGCCACAAAGGGUACACUCCAGAAGUUUGUGGAUGACUUGUUUGAGACCAUCUUCAGCACAGCGCACCGAGGCAGCGCCCUGCCGCUCGCCAUCAAGUACAUGUUUGACUUCUUGGAUGAGCAGGCGGAUAAACACUCCAUAUCAGACUCUGAUGUACGGCACACUUGGAAGAGCAACUGUCUUCCACUGAGGUUCUGGGUGAAUGUGAUCAAGAACCCGCAGUUUGUCUUUGACAUUCACAAGAACAGCAUUACAGACGCCUGCUUGUCUGUGGUGGCUCAGACCUUCAUGGACUCAUGUUCAACAUCAGAGCAUAAACUGGGGAAGGACUCACCUUCCAACAAGCUGCUGUAUGCUAAAGACAUCCCCAAUUACAAAAACUGGGUAGAAAGGUACUACUCUGACAUCUCCAGGAUGCCCGCCAUCAGCGACCAGGACAUGAGUGCCUACCUUGCAGAGCAGUCACGCCUGCACGCCAACCAGUUCAACAGCAUGUCGGCCCUACACGAGAUCUAUUCCUACAUCGUUAAGUACAAGGAUGAGAUCUUGUCAGCUUUGGAGCGAGACGAGCAGGCAAGGAGACAGAGACUGAGGAGUAAGCUUGAGCAGGUCAUCGACACAAUGGCUCUGACCAGCUGAGGACCAUCCACCUACUCCUUCUCCUCACUCCUCCUCUCCAUCUGUCUCUCUCCCUCGCUCUUCUCACCCAGACAACAAACAAAACUCCAACCCCUCGACAAUACGAACUGCAAAAGGACCGAAGCAGUAUACUGCAAAACGUGGGGGGUUCGGCAGAGAUGGGCGCGCCUGUGUACGCUUACAUGUGUCUGUUUGUGUUUGUCUGCAGCCCCAUGCUGUGUGGCCUCGUGUCUGUGUGAAAGACUUGAGACGCCAGACAUUUUCGCACACGGAGAACAAGUCAGCUGACAGCAUUUGAUUAUCGUGGAUGUUGGUGUUUGUGGUUCGCUUGAUUUUGAUUUCAGGAGUUUUGUCGUGACGAUGCUGUCGGCAAAGAAAGGAUAGAAGCUCGGAAAGAACUCCACAUACGGCAUCAUUAGCAGAAUGGACCAAUCUGUCAUGAGCCAAUGGAGAGAGGCUCUGUAGGUCAUGUGACUCCAACAGUUGUCACACUUUUAAAAAAUAUUAGAUUUUUUUUUUUGUAUAAAUGUAAUCAACUGCCCACUCUGAUCUCUCGCCACUUGUAUUACUGCUGAAUUUGCACAAUUUACAGAAACGUUACAAAGCAAGACUAUAUAGAUAUUAUAUAUAAAUACUGCUAAGUUUUUAAAGGAAGAUUAGUGGGAAAACAUUUUUGUUGUUUUUCUAUUUCAUUUAAACCAACAAACACAAGAAAAAUAAAACAAGAUUUGAUAUUUGAAAUAUAAAAAAAAAUCUCUGUAGGCAGAAAAUGAACGAAAAAGAAACAAAAAAUUCGUACUGUGCCAUGUUUUCUUUGAAUGUUGUUUAGUGCAAAGACAUUUUGUUAGAUGGAAUGUGCUACAGUCUGAUUUUUAAUAUGAACAUGCCUAGUGACUGAAAAGAAAUGUUUGAGUAACAACCCGCCGUGAGGUCUUUUUUGAUGGCGGUGGUGAGCGAGACGAAGUGCUACAUCUUCUCCAGGGAGAGAGUUCGUGGUGUCACAGUGAAGGCAUGAAGAUGCUGUUGUUUCUGAGUCAAUCGGUGCAAUCUGUUGGUUUCAUAAAGCCAAAUAUCGCAGGAUUGUCGCUUUAUUAUUUGCCACGUUAGUUUCUGGCUGCACAGCUGCUGCACUUCUUCACGGCUGAGGAAGCGACGGCUGGCUGGAUCAUGGUUUAAGUGACUGAACAAUGAAGUAGCUACAUUGCACUACCUGAGAUAUCCCCUGUUUUGCCCUGAUGCCUCGUAGCCACCAUGUGUAACCGCUGGGAUCCCGCAUUUUGUGUGUUUGUGUUGGCUUCCCCUAAUAGGAUAAUUUGUUUUUUCCACAACUGUCCCGCAACAGCAAAGCCAAAGUCUUGCUGCUUGCUUUUAACCUUUCUUUAGGAGCUACAAUGAGGUCAGGUAGCGUUAAGCUGAGCCCAUUAAAGGUGAAAUGAAUUCAGAAAAGCUGUUUGAAGCCUAAAGCCACAAUUACUUAGCAUUUUUUUCCUCAAUGUUAAUACCCAAAUAAAGUGGCAAAGAAAAGAUAAACUGAGUUUCUCUCCUCCUCUAACCUAUAUGUUGGAGACAUGGGUGUUAGCUUUUCAUCCACGGAGGGGAUAGAAAGAUAGAAAAGUGAGACACCUCUGUUCAUUAGCUUCACCAGGCUGAGUAAUCCUCCAGGAGCCUGCAGCCCUUGUUUCAAAACUAGCCUAUUGCCAUGUGUGGCUUAAGCUUUUUAUAUUACUUCUCUCUUAAGAGGAUUUCUUUGUUUCUCUUUUUUGGAAGUCUUGACGUCAUGGUUUUUUGACCUUGUGGUAAGAAAUAUGUUUUUUUUGUUUUUUUUUUUCUGCUUGCCGAAAACCAAACUGUGGUCUGUAGAAUGUUUCUGUUGAUGAUUCAUUUGUAAAUUGUACAAUUUUUCAUGAUGAACAAAAGCUGUUUGCCAUUUUUAUAAUCUGUUUUUGUUUUUUUUUUCUUUAGUCUUUUUAUUUUAACAUGUAAAUUGUACAUUUAACGGUACACAGAAGACUAAAUUCUCUUCAGCUCGUCUGAAGUUGAAGUACUUGACCGAACUUAAGGUUUUGUUUUCCUGAUCUCAGAGAUUCAGAAUGAAAUAGUUGAAUCAGAUGAGCAUUUGUGUCGUCGUGAUGGAAAUGUGACUUGCUGCUUUUACUCUUGUAUCUUGUUUUUCUAUCAAACAUUAGGGCUCUCAUUCAGUGCUGAUCAUAAAUGCUGUCACUGUCCGGCCCACCACUUUGUUUACCGUACAUGUCUGAGAAGCGACAUGACUUUUACAACUUUGUGCAUAUGAACCUUUUUCAACUGGAUACAUGUUGGAACUUGAUAGCCCACCUGUACUUGCCAACAAGCAGUCUUAAGGGACCACUCCGUUCAUGCAAUAAUAAAGGAAAAUGAUCAGCUCACAAUGUUGGUUGCACGCAUUACACAACUUGUUUGGGUAAAUCAUGACUUCCCAAUAUCCUGCACCAAUGUAAGGUUUUCCCAGUCUACCAUUUAUUUUCUCCUCUGGCUUUUUAAUGCGUUCAUACAUUUUGGUGCUCGUACUGCUCAGAUCACACAGUGUGGAAAUGGAUGACUGCUGUGGCUCAGUGUGAGCGAGGUGCACAGUGGCCACUCGCUCCCUGCUGAAGCACACAGCAUCCAGCAGGUCUGUCAGGAUCUUUUAAACAUACUUCAACAUUCUCAAUCCAUUCUCAGGUUUGCGCUUCAUUUGCAUCAUAUGCUGGUAGAUUACAUGACUGCUGAGUGGGUUGGGCUCGGUUAUUGUUUGUGUUGGUUCUUGCCUUUAAGAUUAACCUGCUUUGCAAGUCUAAACUCAUUUUUAGAACAUUUUCCCAGCAUCCUUUCUCCAGCCUUUAUUCAUUUCUUACUGAGGUAGUAGAAUGUUGAUUGUUUGAGUCAUUUCAGCUGCUAACUCAGAAUAUGUCACAAGAACAACAUGCUGGCCGUAGUUUGUCCGUGAUGCUGGGUUUUAUGCUGUAUAUUCGUCACAUCAAAACUAAAUAACAAGUCAAAUUUACUGCACUGUCUUCAGUGUGAGCGGAUUCAGCACAUAAUCAUGUUUCAUUUUCACCUCUUCUGUCAUUUUUGCCUUUCCAACCCAUUGCUGACUCGAAGAAAGUCCUGCCAUCACUCUGCUUCCACCUGUUUUGUUUUUUUUCUGCUGCUUUUUCAGCCUGGAAAAAAAAAAAAAAAAAAAAAAUCAUGUUUUUUUUUUUUUUUUUUCUUGUUUUUGUUUUUCUGAAUAAAGUUACAUAGGACCCGUGGGGACACAAAGCAAAUGAAUUUCAGAUAGACAGGAAAAGAAUUUUAAUACAAAAACUGAUACAUUUUUAGAGUUUCAGACUUGAAGUGACUGUCACAAGUUUGCAGCUUAACAUUCAUUAUGUAAAUAUUCUGUUAUUUCCUAUUUUGCAGAUUUACUACUUGUAAAUAAACACGCAUCAAUGAGAGAUUAAACAUUUUUUGCUAAA
This is a messenger RNA of Melanotaenia boesemani (Boeseman's rainbowfish), 9552 nucleotides long. RefSeq names its product plexin-A1-like. The transcript has 32 exons. Bases 383 to 6076 code for a protein of 1897 amino acids. The record is from RefSeq and is a predicted model, not a curated record. Gene Ontology annotation, cellular component: semaphorin receptor complex. Gene Ontology annotation, biological process: regulation of cell shape; regulation of GTPase activity; regulation of cell migration. Gene Ontology annotation, molecular function: semaphorin receptor activity; protein binding. Lineage: Eukaryota; Metazoa; Chordata; Actinopteri; Atheriniformes; Melanotaeniidae.